AUGGUACAUUUGCAUACAGAUGUUUGCGCAAGCCUCGAGAAAGCGGUGGCGAAACUAAGAAUCACUACUUUGCGAGCCAAUUCUACUCCCUUAGAAAGUGUGUUGGAAAUGCGGAAGAAACCUGCUAAAAGGAAAAAUGCGUAA
Messenger RNA from Brugia malayi, 144 nucleotides. RefSeq lists its product as uncharacterized. The record is from RefSeq and is a predicted model, not a curated record. The transcript has 3 exons. Bases 1 to 144 code for a protein of 47 amino acids. Lineage: Eukaryota; Metazoa; Nematoda; Chromadorea; Rhabditida; Onchocercidae.